Anopheles coustani is the source of this 4377-nucleotide messenger RNA. Its product is annotated as probable phospholipid-transporting ATPase IIB. Gene Ontology annotation, cellular component: trans-Golgi network; plasma membrane; endosome. Gene Ontology annotation, biological process: phospholipid translocation; endocytosis; retrograde vesicle-mediated transport, Golgi to endoplasmic reticulum. The record is from RefSeq and is a predicted model, not a curated record. The transcript has 6 exons. Lineage: Eukaryota; Metazoa; Arthropoda; Insecta; Diptera; Culicidae. Bases 304 to 3450 code for a protein of 1048 amino acids. Gene Ontology annotation, molecular function: ATP hydrolysis activity; magnesium ion binding; ATPase-coupled intramembrane lipid carrier activity.
GAACUGCUAAUCGAACCAGCAAACCGAUCCAAUCGUCCCAACGGCCGCUCGUUUCGCAAUCGUCGCCAGGAAUCGUUCAAGCUGGGGAAUUUUCUGAAGAAUCUGUGCUGCUGCUGGUGCUGGGCCUGGCGAAAAUGGUGUGCAUCGAAGGAACUGAAGCCACGGACGAUCUUCAUCGGUCGGCCGCUGACGGAGAAGUUCCCGCCGAACGAGAUCCGCAACCAAAAGUACAACAUCUUCACCUUCCUCCCGCUGGUGCUGUUCGAGCAGUUUCGGUUCUUCCUCAAUCUGUACUUCCUCAUCAUGGCGGUGAGCCAGUUCAUUCCCGAGAUCCGCAUCGGCUACCUGUACACGUACUGGGGUCCGCUCGGGUUCGUCCUCGCGGUCACGAUCUGCCGUGAGGCGGUCGACGAUCUACGGCGGCACAAGCGCGACCGGGAAGUGAACUCGCAGAAGUACAAGCGUUUUGUCAGUGCGGACAAACCGCCGGAGUCGGUAUCGUCAUCGAAGCUGCGCGUCGGAGACAUCAUCAUGGUGGAGAAGGACGAACGAGUGCCGGCCGAUCUGAUACUGCUGCGGACGAGCGAUAAGAGCGGGGCGGUGUUCGUGCGCACGGACAUGCUGGACGGGGAGACGGAUUGGAAGCUGCGGUUGGCUGUUCCGGCCACCCAGAAGCUGGCCACCCACGGGGAGUUGUUGAACGUGAACGCCUCGCUGUACGUGGAAAAGCCGCAGAGAGAUAUUCACACGUUUAUCGGCACCUAUUCGAAGCUUGGAGGUACCGAGGACGAAGGCCUCAAUGUGGAGAACACACUGUGGGCAAACACGGUCGUCGCAUCGGGAACAGCGAUCGGCAUCGUCAUAUACACUGGCAGUGAAACGCGCAGCGUCAUGAACAACUCGCAACCGCGCUCGAAAGUCGGUCUGCUCGAUCUGGAAAUCAACGGGCUUACGAAGGUACUGUUCUGCGCCGUCAUUGGGCUAUCGUUUGCGAUGAUGUGCCUGAAGGGCUUCAACGGCCCGUGGUAUCGGUACAUGUUCCGUUUCGUGCUGCUGUUCUCGUACAUCAUCCCGAUCAGUCUGCGCGUGAACCUCGACAUGGGCAAGGCGUUCUACUCUUGGCAGAUCCAGAACGAUGACGAAAUCAAGGGAACGGUCGUCCGAUCGACCACUAUCCCGGAGGAGCUGGGUCGCAUGUCGUACUUGCUGACGGACAAAACGGGCACACUUACGCAGAACGAGAUGAUCUUCAAAAAGAUCCACGUCGGUACGGCUGCGUACGGGCGCGAUACGUUCCCGAUGGUUUCCGCGGCCAUCCAGUCGGUGUACGGGACGAUCUCGACGCCGGCCGAUGCAUCCCCAGAGGCACCCGCACCGGACUAUCAGCCGAAGCUACGCAAACCGGACGGAUGGCGCAUCUGGGAGUCGGUGAAGGCACUCGCUCUCUGUCACAACGUUACACCCGUGUACGAAACCAACGGUGGCGGUGGCAGUGGUGUUGGUGGUGGUGGCGGUGCUGGUGGAUCUAUUUCAUCAUCCUCUUCCGGUGCGGAGCGGCGACAAUCGCCGGCUCGUUCGAUCUCCGUCGAGGCUGGCGAACCAUCGGGCUCGGCCGUGAAGCCACCAACAGAGAAAACCUACCAAGCAUCCAGCCCCGAUGAGAUUGCACUGGUCAAGUGGACGGAAUCGGUCGGUUUGACGUUGGUCCAGCGCGAUCUGAACACCAUGACGCUGCAGAUACGGGACGCAACGCGGGAAUCGCGUGGAAGCAACAUGAACGAAAACGCGUCGAUCAACACGACGGUCACAAGCCUCUCGGUGAACUCGAAGACCGACCUCAACUCGCCAUCGAGCGCGGGAAGCGUGACGUCGCUGAACUCUAUGCUCGCACCCGGCGCUCCCGGAGUCAUGAAGUACCAGAUCCUACAAACGUUUCCCUUCACGAGCGAAAACAAGCGCAUGGGCAUCAUUGUGCGCGAGGUUAACGGGGGCGAGAUCACGUUCUACCUGAAGGGCGCGGACGUGGUCAUGUCGGGUAUUGUGCAGUACAACGACUGGCUGGCGGAGGAAAGUGGCAAUAUGGCACGGGAGGGCCUCCGGACGCUCGUCGUCGCGAAGAAAGUACUGAGUGAGGACCAAUACAACGACUUCAUGAUGCGCUAUAACGCGGCGAAAGUGAGUGUGACGGAUCGCGUCACGAAGGUGGCCGCCGUCAUCGAGAGUCUCGAGCGAGAGAUGGAGCUGCUGUGUCUGACCGGUGUCGAGGAUCGGCUGCAGGAGCGUGUGCGACCCACCCUGGAGCUGCUGCGGAAUGCCGGCAUCAAGAUCUGGAUGCUCACCGGGGACAAACUCGAGACGGCUACGUGCAUCGCGAAGUCGUCCCACCUGGUCGGUCGCAACCAGAGCAUUCAUGUGCUGAAGAGUGUGUUGACGCGCACGGAUGCCCACUUGGAGCUGAAUCAGUUCCGCCGGAAGCAGGAUUGCGCGCUGGUGGUGUCCGGUGAGAGUCUCGAGGUGUGCCUGCAAUACUAUCAGCCGGAGUUUAUGGAGCUAGCCACGGCCUGUCCGGCGGUGGUCUGCUGUCGGUGCAGCCCGACCCAGAAAGCGCAGGUAGUUUCCCUCAUCCAGAAGUACUCGGGCAAGCGGACGUGCGCCGUCGGUGAUGGGGGCAACGAUGUUAGCAUGAUCCAGCAAGCGGACGCCGGUAUCGGUAUCGAGGGUCGGGAGGGCAAACAGGCGUCACUGGCAGGUGACUUCAGUAUACCGCAAUUCUCGCACAUCGCCCGGCUGCUGAUCGUCCACGGACGACGUUCGUACAAACGAUCGGCGGCGCUUUCGCAGUUCGUCAUCCACCGUGGCUUGAUCAUCUCGACGAUGCAGGCAGUUUUCUCGGCCGUCUUCUACCUAUCGUCAGUCGCGCUGUACCAGGGCUUCCUGAUGGUGGGUUACGCGACGCUCUACACCAUGUUCCCGGUGUUCUCGCUCGUGCUCGAUCAGGACAUCAGCGCGAACAUCGCCAUUACCUACCCGGAGCUGUACAAAGAGCUGUCCAAAGGUCGCAGUCUCAGCUACAAGACGUUCUUCAUGUGGGUGCUGAUCAGUAUCUACCAGGGCGGGGUUAUCAUGUACGGUGCGUUGAUCCUAUUCGAGGACGAGUUCAUCCAUAUCGUGGCAAUCAGUUUCUCUGCCCUCAUCUUAACGGAGCUGAUUAUGGUAGCUUUAACGAUUCGCACGUGGCACAGAUUGAUGGUCAUUGCGGAACUGUUCAGCUUGUUGCUUUACAUCGUCUCACUCGCCGUGUUGCACGAGUACUUCGAUUGGGAAUUCAUCUGGUCGUGGGAUUUCCUCUGGAAGGUGCUGGUCAUUACGCUCGUCUCCUGUCUUCCGCUGUACAUUCUGAAGUUCUUGCGCAAAAAGUUCUCACCGCCGUCGUAUUCGAAGCUCUCCUAAGAAGGGCUACCGACUCGAGUGGCCUCAAAAACUGCGACCGGUUUAUUGUUUUUCUUCUCAUUUACCCUUAUUCGUUCUUUGUCUAUCCUAUUAUCUAUUUAUUAUUAACCUACACCCAAACCCAUUACUUCAGCGGAAGGCAGUUCCGAUGGCUUAUGGAGUAAUGUGUGUUUAAAUGGGAUACAUUGAAUUACAUUUACACCUACUACGAAGAUGGAACAACAAGUGUACAAAAAGUACAUACAUCUCGAUCCAACUACUAACGAUCGUUUGUUUUACGCUUAAAAUGGCUCAUCUUGUCUAUGCGUUGUAUUGAAGUUUAAUUUAAUCGUGAUAUUUUCCUAUACACAAUACGGAGAGUUGUUUGUUUUGAAAAUUUUGCUCGUUGUUUCCCACAUAUGACGUAUAUUUAAAGUAAUGUAUGCUAAGCUUUCGAUUCAAACCAUCAGUAUGAGGCAGAAGCGCAGAGAUUGGAAGAAAGGCAAGUUUACACGGUGGUGUCGGUAGCGCCGGCAGAACUAGCAGUAACAGAUAAAACACACUGGACACCAUUAACGAAAGCCAUCAGGCGCCGGAGAAACAUUAAUUAAGUAGUACCAACUUGUUAAAACCAGUGUCUAACGAAUAUCAAAGUGAUCAACAUUUUUAAAUAGUAACCAACACAAGCGUCAAGCGUUUAUUUUUACUAAAACAAAACACACAAAACCAGGAACCAUACUAUACACGCACACGAAAAACAAAUCCACAGAACUCAACUCAAACGAAGGUGGAAAAAAGGCAGAUGAAAGCGGUUGGUUUAUCAGCUGGCCAGGAAACGAAGGUGAAAGCUUUGAGUGGAAUAAAAAAAAGUGGAGGAUUAAACAUUGAGAAACGCAAAACAGAACAAAACUAAAUGGACUCACUGAACAAAUAAAUAAAACAUUUAAA